UUUAUUUUUUUGGUGUUUUCCUAUUGAAGAUUAUAGACAAGAUAUUGAGGGCAUACCUAGUUCAUGAAAUGGAUCCCCAUAAAAAUGAGAUUGUUGCCCAAUUGAAUCGUAUUAGGAAGGAAAAUCAGAAGCUCACAGAUAUGAUAAAGCUCAUGACUGCUAACUACCAAGGCCUAAAAACCCAAUUCAUGAAACGCCAGGAAGAGUGUUGUAGACCGUCUCCAAGAACAAUGGGAAAGUCUCUGAAAUUGGGUAUAGAUGUAGAAGAGGACAUCAAUGAUGGGAUCUCUGUCCCUGGACAGCAAGAAAACAUGGAUAUUAAUGUCAAUUGUAUCAGUUCUGAUGAGGACUCUGAGAACUCCUUGGAAGAGAAUUCUAAGUAUACAAUGGAAGAUUUGCAGCUGCCAUCCAAAAAGAGGAAGAUAAACCGUGUAUUGCAGGAGCAGAGUGCGUUUCAAAAUGGUAAUUCAUGCACAGAUGAAGAUUCACCCAAUAAGAAUAUCAUUACUGCGCAGACAAGACCAGAGAUGAAUAUGGUAGGAGAUGGAUGCCAAUGGCGAAAAUAUGGGCAAAAGAUGACUAGAAACAACGAGUGGCAGAAAGCUUAUUACAGGUGUGCCUCUGGAUCUUCUUGCCCGGUUAGAAAGCAGGUACAGAUGUCUGUUCAAGACUCAAGCAUUGUGAACACCACCUACAAAGGCCAACAUAGUCAUCUGCUGAAGCCUGUGCCCCUGGCUGCUAGAAGUGAUAAGCUCCUCCAGUUUAGUAACAGUAGUGCAAACUUCUUCACAGGCAAUCAGCUUCCAUUCCCAGCCUCCAUUGCCACAAUCACAUGCAUGGGUUCUUCUCCAACCAUCACUCUAGAUCUUACACAAACUCCACAAGGGGUACAGAUUCAAGACUCAUCAUCACUUUUGAAGAACAAUCCUAGCAAUACUACAGCAUAAGCUGCUUCAGAUUAUGGUGAAAAUGUCAAUUACCAGUCCAAUCUUCAGCAAAGAAGUAUGUAAAGAUACAGUGUGAUAGUUAAAUCAUGAUGUUCCAGUUCUUCUCAUCAAAGUUGAAAUCUUUAAUAGAAUACUUUUGUAUGUUUAUGUUAGAAAUGAGAUUUUUCAUUUGUGACCUCGCCAAUUUAUAACUUUAAUUAAAAACAUCACAAAAAACAAUCUCUAACAUGAGAAACUAUCAAACCCAUCCUAAAAAGGAUAAGUGCAGCCUCUGUGGGUUUCACACAUUUGAUCCAUUUUGAGGAUUACGGAUUUGUAUUU
This is a messenger RNA of Cryptomeria japonica (Japanese cedar), 1268 nucleotides long. RefSeq names its product probable WRKY transcription factor 31. The coding region runs from base 69 to 947 and encodes 292 amino acids. Gene Ontology annotation, molecular function: DNA-binding transcription factor activity; sequence-specific DNA binding. Gene Ontology annotation, biological process: regulation of DNA-templated transcription. The transcript is spliced from 4 exons. Lineage: Eukaryota; Viridiplantae; Streptophyta; Pinopsida; Cupressales; Cupressaceae. The record is from RefSeq and is a predicted model, not a curated record.